CCUGUUACCUGGACAGCUAGUGUGGUGAUGUCAGUGGCUUUGUCGGGGGCAAAGGUUGUCAGUGUUGGGCAGCCACACAGGGCAGCGUUAAGUCUUCAGCUGCCACACAGGGCAACAUCAGCCUUCAGCCACCAGACCAAGAAGGUCUAAGAGAUUUUCCCGUGGAGGAGGAACUUGGAAAAACUACCUUGGAGAGGCAGAGUUGGGCAGUCAAUCCAACAACUUCCAUAGUUUAGGCAGGGCCUUGGCAGCGGGGGAGCCAUGGGGCAAUUCUUUGCUGCACUUGAAGCAAGCUCCAGGUGGAGUCUGUUGCUGCCCAUCUCUUCUCCAGUUUCCAGAAGCUGGUAUUUUUGUCUGUCAGGGUCAGUGAUCAGGAGUUAAACUUCCGGGGAAGGCAGACAGAUUGAUAACAAACUGGUAACAAAGGUGACCAGUUUCUUCCUCGGUCUCCUAACUUGAGACAAAGGCCUCAAGAAUCCCCUCCGGGGAACUGGCUCAACAAGCUCAAGGCCUGAUGAGGACGUGUCACACAUAUUUUUGGACCAAUCAGCCAUCCUAUCUGUCUCCAAACUGACCAGCCCUAAAGUGGGUAGGAAGGCUUUUCAGAGCCUUUAAAACCCCAGGCCUCCAGUAGAGACCGGGUUUUUCGGCUGCCGGAGGACCCGUCUCUGCCUCGCCGAGGAAAACUGAACCCAAUCAAGACUCCCAGGACGUAUUAUUUCUAGACCGUGUCACUUGGGGGGGCUUGCCUCCGGGUUUCUUCUGAAGACAGUCUCAUUUUGGAACCUCGUCCCUGGAACUCUCUUGAGGACUGUCGACUCACCCAGAAAUGGCUUACAUGAUGAAGAAAGAACAUGCCCUUUGGGCAUCUGUGUGUCUGUUGGUUAGUGUUGUCCCCGAGCUGCUUACUGCUCUGCCUGAGGAAGCUGAUGGACAUGCAGAAACCACAGUUUCCGAGCGGCCACCGAUGAAACCGAAGCACACAUUUUGUGCCAUGAAGAUGGAUGAUGGGUGUAAGGCAACAUGCAUAAAAGGUUAUAAAAAGAAGACUGUAAAGACACCAUCCGGAGCAGAAAAGCCAGAUUUCUGCUUCUUAGAAGAGGACCCUGGAAUCUGCCGCAGCCACAUUACUAGGUAUUUUUAUAACAACCAGUCAAAGCAGUGUGAACAAUUCAAGUAUGGCGGGUGCCUAGGCAACCUCAACAACUUCGAGACUUUGGAUGCGUGUAAGAGCACCUGUGAGGAUCCAGUGAAUGAGUUACAGACUAGAGACUACACACCUGAUCUCAAUACUGUAAAUACCACUUUGACCCCCCAGUCUACCAAAGUGCCCAGCAACUGGGAAUACCACGGCCCUUCCUGGUGUCUUAGUCCAGCAGACAGUGGACUGUGUCAAGCCAAUGAGAAGAGGUUCUACUUCAAUUCAGCCAUUGGGAAAUGCCGCCAAUUUAAGUACACUGGAUGUGGGGGAAAUAGUAAUAAUUUUACUACCAAAAGAGAGUGUGUUAGAGCAUGUAAAAGAGGUUUCAUCAAAAGAAUAUCAAAAGAAGGAGUAAUUAAAAUCCAAAGAAGAAAGGAACCUUCAGUUGAAGUAGUAUAUGAGGCCAUUAAUUAGUGUUAAGAUAUAGCCACAUUAUUGUUACAUUAAUUUCAAUAAAUAUUUCUAUAACCUAUUUUUACUAUGACGUCUAUUCUUGUACUACAAUAAUGUUAAUGAAUAUGUUAAUAGUUAAUUUUCCAGGCCAUUCUGUCUGCUAAGGAUGUGUUUUCAUUAGUGUUUCUUUUCCAAUCUAGCCAAUGUACUUUUUUUAAAGCUAUAAUUUGUUAACUGGCUACUGUGAAUUUUGUCUUGAUCCCUUUCAAACUGUUUUCCAUUUAAUUACAAGUUCUCCUACUCCUAACCACUUGAACCAGUUUUCUCGUUUCCGUUGGUGACCAUCUACUGGAAGACAUUUCAUUUGUUAUGAUCAUGAACAUUAUGUACCCUUGAGAGUCUAAACCUUCUCAAAUGAUUUCACUUUUAACAAUGUAAGAAAUAAAAUAUUCUACCCUGAACAAUAA
Peromyscus maniculatus bairdii (prairie deer mouse) is the source of this 2061-nucleotide messenger RNA. The record is from RefSeq and is a predicted model, not a curated record. NCBI's taxonomy places the organism in Eukaryota, Metazoa, Chordata, Mammalia, Rodentia, Cricetidae.